This is a messenger RNA of Suillus subaureus, 343 nucleotides long. RefSeq lists its product as uncharacterized. The transcript is spliced from 3 exons. NCBI's taxonomy places the organism in Eukaryota, Fungi, Basidiomycota, Agaricomycetes, Boletales, Suillaceae. Bases 53 to 271 code for a protein of 72 amino acids. The record is from RefSeq and is a predicted model, not a curated record.
CAUCCACGUUGUCAACGACGACAUAUAAAAGUCCAGCAUUGUCGCCGUAUCCAUGCAUCCUGGACUCUCUAAAUCAGAUACCAUUGCACGUAGUUCGAGGAUGGGAUCAGUCUACAUUGUAUACGUUCCCCAGCUCUUCCUCUGCCUUCUCACAAAGUCCACGACAUCUGCUAUGAAGUCCGUGCUGCAUAUCCUUUUCUCCCAAUGCCUUUCAAGAGGAAUGCUUACCAAGGUACCGAUCCUCCAGAUGAAGUGCUCAACUCUACUGUGAGUGUGAUAUUGUUACACCAAGCCCUACGACGGCAGACGCUGCCGCAGGUAGGCCACGGGCUUGGUGUAUACG